Molecule: messenger RNA, 381 nt
Organism: Hansenula ciferrii
Lineage: Eukaryota; Fungi; Ascomycota; Saccharomycetes; Phaffomycetales; Wickerhamomycetaceae
Exons: 1
Coding region: 1-381 (126 amino acids)
Source: RefSeq, a predicted model, not a curated record
AUGAUUGAAGAAAAUAAGCUAUUAAUAAAUAUUUUCCAAGAACAUCAAAAUGAGACAUUACCCUUAAGAAUUAUGUUAGAAAGUUUAAUUACAUACCUUUUGUCAAAAGAAUAUGAGAAGCGUGGCUCAUAUGAUCAUUUAGUUAAAGCAUAUGAAUUUAAUUAUCAAGAUCAACUCAAAUUAAUGGUAAUAUGGGGUGAAAAAUUAACAUGGAGAAAUAAGGAGCUUAUGUUGGAAGAAUUAAAUCAUAUCAUUACAAAUGAUGUAUUAUCUGAAACUCAAAAUAAAAAGGUAAUUGCAUUGAUUCCUGGUUAUUUGAAUUACAAUAUCAACGGUACUAAUGAUGAACUUCCACCAAGUUAUGGGUCAAGUGUUAUGUAA